AAACGUUUGUAUCAUUGCAUUUUUUUUUUCUUUCUUAUUCUAUAUCGCCCACUCAUAUUCUCUUUACCUUACACAUUUGACUUCUUCCGAGCUUACAUUGAGCAGACUUCUCUUAGCUAGUGGGGAAGAUUAAUAAUAUACAACUAUAUAAUAAACCCGUAUUAUCACCAGUAACAUCUUCAUCACCACCAUCAUCAGAAACUACAAGAACAGGACAAUAAGAUUAAGUAAAAAAAAAAAUAAGGAAAACAACCAACACUUUUUCCUGAUUACUUUUGAGAAAAAUUAAAAAUGCCAACCAAAAUUGUAAUUAGUUCCUCAAAUUCCCGAUGGAUCAAUAUUGCCUUAGCUUUCCUUUUACUAGGUCUGCUUCUGUUCAUCAUUGGUUUUUCAACCUCACACUGGGUGGUUUACGGCCAACAGCAUACCGGUCUUUGGGAAAAAUUUUUCUGCACUCGCCAAGUGUGUUAUGAAGUCAGCGCCGUCAGUCGACACAAUGCAGACUGGUUCAAGGCUUGUCAGGCUCUGGAAAUUCUAGGACUAAUUGCUCUGUUACUUGCUUUCAUCAUUCUGUUUUUGUACAUGUUUGUGGAAACCUGCCGAGGACGCAAUGCACUCCUGGCUAUCAUGAUUUGUACAUUUGCUGGAGUUGCAUUUAUUAUCAUCGGUGUAAUCAUAUUUAAUACGAAGAAAGGCAGCAGCUUGUACGAAAUCGGUUGGUCCAUGGGAUUAGCCAUAGCGGGAGCAGUCUUCGCUUUUAUUGCUGGAGUGAUGGUUGUCCUGGGCUAUCUUGGCAAGUAAGCCCUACGAUCUCAUUUGGAGGGAUGUUGCAGAUCACUGAAACGCCAUUUAAUUCCGACUUCACAUCUGAACGUUGACAGUAACAUGUGAGCUAAGAAAAAAAAAAACAAAAACAAAAAACAAAA
Messenger RNA from Octopus bimaculoides (California two-spot octopus), 926 nucleotides. RefSeq lists its product as uncharacterized. NCBI's taxonomy places the organism in Eukaryota, Metazoa, Mollusca, Cephalopoda, Octopoda, Octopodidae. Gene Ontology annotation, cellular component: plasma membrane. The record is from RefSeq and is a predicted model, not a curated record.